GAAUUGGAAGGCAAGGAGUGGAAGCGCAGAGAGAGACCUAAAUUAUGGUUAGCGGACGGAGCAAUCUGGCAGCUAAGACAGUAAAGUGGUAGCCGAGCCAAAUCCCGAUGACGCAACCCAAGUCACCACACCUAUUCUAUUCCCUCUUUACUUCACGCGCUUACCCACGUCCCGGCGACCCCUAUCUUUUAUUUCCCCUACACUUUCGCCCCAUGCGUCCGGCGCGUCACCUUCGCCGCACCGACCCCGUUUUCUUGUUUUUUUUUCUUGGUCAGAGAUCCCCUUUGCUCUUUCACCUUCUCUCUCACAUCAAUAUCACACGAACCGAGAAUAACCUAAUACACCACCAUCACCAACGAGAAUACGACGACGACCACCACCACCAUCCACCAUUAGAAAGAGAUGGGUGACCUCACGGAUUCUGUCACGCAGUCCACCACCCCUCACUCACGACCGUUGCCUAUCCGUGAGGAUUGCUGGAGCGAGGAGGCUACCUCUACUCUUGUCGAAGUUUGGGGCAAAAGGUAUUUGGAGCUCAACCGAGGUAAUCUCCGUCAGAAGGACUGGCAGGAAGUCGCCGACGCCGUCAACGCCAAACAUGGUCAUACGAAGAAGACUCACCGUACGGAUGUGCAGUGUAAGAACCGUAUCGACACGAUUAAGAAGAAGUACAAGAUCGAGAAGGCUAAGGUUACGUCCUCUAACGGAACGAUAACAUCGUCGUGGCCUUUCUUCGAGAGCUUAGAUAACUUGAUCGGAUCUAAUUUUACCGCUAAGAAACAAGCUUCUCCGUCUCCUCCGGUGGCUCUGCCUGUAACUACCUACAGGAGGACUCCCACUUCGACUCCGCCUACGGCGGUGGUGGCUUUGCCCCAGAAGAGGCCGUUGGAUGAUGGCUAUUUCAGGAGGAAUUACUCCGCCAUGGCUGCAGCUGCGGCAGCCGCAGCUGAAUCGGAGAGUGAAGAGGAGGAGGAGGAGGAGAGGGAGGGGGAGAGGGAGAGGGAGAGCGAGGAAGAUGAGGAGGGAGAGGGGAUAAGGAGAUUGGCUCGAGCUAUAGAGAGAUUCGGAGAGGCUUAUGAGAGAGUGGAGAGCGAGAAGUUGAGGCAGAUGUUGGAUUUGGAGAAGCAGAGGAUGAAAUUCGCCAAAGAUUUGGAGAUGGAGAGGAUGCGUAUUUUCACUGAGACGCAGAUUCAGCUUGAGAAGAUCAAGAAGGGCAAGCGAUCUGGGUCCAAUGGCCCCAACUUGCCAUGGAUGAAAACCUUUAUGCUUUGGAUUGGAAGGCUGAUUCGAAGCAAAAAAUCUUCAUUAGGUAAUAGGUACUUAAUUUUUUAGAAUUAGAGAUUGUUGUCAUAUUGAUGAAAACUAGAAUCUGGGCAUAGGGAUAGCAGCUAGUCUAUGUAGGGUUCUAGAAUUUUUUUUUUUUUUUUUUUUUUUAAAUAUAUAGAAUCUGUUUAUACACACUAUAGAGAGAAUGGAUGUUGUAACAAUGUUGUAGGAGAAUGGAUAAUUGCAUAGAUGAUGUUUACGUAUUGUUUGACAAUCCAUCUGCAACUCUGAUCCCCAGAGGCUUUGUCAGGAUAAUUCUAAUCUAGAUGUUAAUUGCAAAAGCUCAAGGGGUUAUGGCAA
Molecule: messenger RNA, 1626 nt
Organism: Hevea brasiliensis (rubber tree)
Lineage: Eukaryota; Viridiplantae; Streptophyta; Magnoliopsida; Malpighiales; Euphorbiaceae
Product: trihelix transcription factor ENAP1-like
Exons: 2
Coding region: 403-1332 (309 amino acids)
Cellular component (GO): nucleus
Molecular function (GO): transcription cis-regulatory region binding
Source: RefSeq, a predicted model, not a curated record